AUGAAUCCAGGUGCUUAUGACGAGCGCAGCUUCCUCUGGCUUGGUCGAAUCAUUAAUAAGAAUAUACAUGCCGUUCCUGAACCCAUUCGUUUACGGGAAGCCUUGGCUGCCCAUAAACGUAAUACGCGGGUAGCGAGCUACAACGCGCUCAAUAAACCUGAAGACGAGUAUCACUAUCUUACUGAAUGGGUCGAGAAAGCCAUCCGAGGGGCAGAUCCUGAUCAUAUUUUGUUUUUGGACGGAAACAUGGUUUGUAUUGAACUGUUUUGGACUUCCAUUCGCUAA
Molecule: messenger RNA, 285 nt
Organism: Cantharellus anzutake
Lineage: Eukaryota; Fungi; Basidiomycota; Agaricomycetes; Cantharellales; Hydnaceae
Exons: 3
Coding region: 1-285 (94 amino acids)
Source: RefSeq, a predicted model, not a curated record